AUGAGCGCACCGCAAUCGCUCGAGGUUACUGGAACCCCCACAGGAGGCGUUGACUCUCCGCACGCCGCCGCGGCCUCCCCCAAGCCUGAGCAAAAGUCCGUCAAGUCGACGACCGGAGCUGUCAGCAAGGCCGCGAAGGCCGCAUCCGGCCACAAGGAACAUCACAAGUACAAAAUCCCGCUGGCCAGCCCGGAUGCAAAUCUCGGAGUGCAUAUUGCCAACCGGCUGGUGGAGAUCGGAUGUACGACCUGCUUCGCCGUACCAGGUGACUUCAAUUUGCUGCUCCUGGACCAGCUCCUGAAGCAACCCGAGCUCAACAUGGUGUGGUGCUGUAACGAGCUGAAUGCGGGAUAUGCGGCGGACGGCUACGCGAGGAAGAGGGGUGUGGGGUGCGUGUGUGUCACCUUCUGUGUGGGAGGUUUCAGCGCCAUCAACGCCGUGGUGGGUGCGUAUUCCGAGGACCUGCCCCUCAUCGUCAUCUCCGGGGGGCCCAACUCGCAAGACCACGCGGCCAACAGGAUUCUGCACCACACCACGGGACUGAACGAAUACGGUCAACAGCUGAGGGCGUUCAGGGAAUGCACCUGCUGCCAGGUUGUGAUCCAGCACAUCGAGGACGCGCACAUGUUGCUGGACACGGCCAUCAGCGAGGCCAUGCUGCGGAGGAAGCCCGUGUACAUUGAGGUGGCCUGUAAUCUGGCGGAUCUAACCCACCCCAGCUUUGCUCGUCCACCGGUGCCGUACGCGCUGGCGGUGUCGCACACCAACCAGGCCUCCCUGGAGGCGGCGGUGGAGGCGUCCCUGGAGUGGUUGGGUCGGGCGGUGAAACCGGUGCUGUUGCAAGGUGUUCGUACCCGGCCCUCCCGUACUCGUAAAGCCAUGCUGGACCUGGCCAACUCCUCCAGGUACCCGGUGGCGGUCAUGCCGGACGCCAAGGGCUUCUUCCCGGAGGACCACCCACAAUUCAUAGGCAUGUAUUGGGGCCCCGUGAGCAGCCCCUGCGUGUGCGAGGUGGUGGAGAGCUCGGAUGUCGUAAUUUGUGUGGGUGGAGUAUGGACUGACUACUCCACGACGGGCUACUCGCUGCUGCUAAAACCGGAGAAGAUGAUCCGAGUUGAUGGCAACCGCGUCACGAUCGGUCACGGACCCACGUUCGGCUGCAUCGUGAUGGCGGACUUCCUGGAGGCGCUGGCGGCGAGGGUAAAACCCAAUGACACGGGCCACGUCAUCUUCAAGCGCAUGGUGUUGCCCACCACAGAGCCGCCGCCGCAGCAGCCGGGCGAGAUGCUGCGAACGAAUGUCCUGUUCAAGCACAUCCAGCACAUGCUCACGCCCACCACCUCUCUGAUUUCCGAGGUCGGCGACUCCUGGUUCAAUACACUGAAGCUCAAGCUGCCGCCCGGGGCAGAGUACGAGCUUCAGAUGCGGUACGGCUCCAUCGGCUGGUCCGUGGGUGCCGUACUGGGUUAUAGCUGCGCGGAGAAGCAGACGAAUCCGGAGCGGCGGGUGGUGGCGUGUAUCGGGGACGGCUCCUUCCAAAUGACGGCGCAGGGGCCAUACAACGUAAUCAAGAACUGGGAUUACACCGGACUUGUACGGGCGUUUCAUAACGGCCAGGGCAAGUUGUGGACUGCCGAGGACCCCGGCCCUGUCCCUCUCCGCAUCCUUCGGUUCAUACAUAAGGCCCGUACGGAGACGGAGCUGGAGGCCGCCAUCUCCGAGGCUGUACGGCGGCGCGGGGAGCUGUGUUUCAUCAUGGCGGUGACCCACCGGGACGACUGCAGCAAGGAGCUGCUGGAGUGGGGGAGCCGAGUGGCGGCGGCGAACAGCCGUAAGCCCGGGGCCGCGCAGGCGGGUAGCGGCCACUGA
Molecule: messenger RNA, 1869 nt
Organism: Volvox carteri f. nagariensis
Lineage: Eukaryota; Viridiplantae; Chlorophyta; Chlorophyceae; Chlamydomonadales; Volvocaceae
Exons: 15
Coding region: 1-1869 (622 amino acids)
Molecular function (GO): magnesium ion binding; carboxy-lyase activity; thiamine pyrophosphate binding
Source: RefSeq, a predicted model, not a curated record